Messenger RNA from Impatiens glandulifera, 915 nucleotides. RefSeq lists its product as uncharacterized. Bases 1 to 879 code for a protein of 292 amino acids. Lineage: Eukaryota; Viridiplantae; Streptophyta; Magnoliopsida; Ericales; Balsaminaceae. The record is from RefSeq and is a predicted model, not a curated record. The transcript has a single exon.
AUGGCAGCAUUCAUCAAAAUCAAACGAGUUACCGAUCCACUCAACCACGAAGCAAGAGCUCGAAUAGUCGGUGGUAAUGUCAGUAGCGGUAGCGAACACAUGAUCACUACUCAUUACGAAGAAGACGAUACCGAUUCUCCCUGCCUCUCCAAUCUCGUUAACCGUUUUCUCGAAGACGAAGAAGAAGAAGACGAGUUCAAAAACCGAGCCAACGAGUCCGAUUCCGAUGAAGAUCUACUCAUUUCGCCUGCGGAUGACUCCGCAGAGGAAUUAGUUACUCGAAUAAUCUCAUCCAAUGUCGAUUCGUUCAGGAACUUGAUCAUGUUCAACGUUUCGAAAGCAGUUACGCUGUCGCGAUCUAACGAUUUGGAUAAAUCGAUUUUCCGGCGUAAUGUGAUGGCGUUUCUGAGAGGAUUAGGUUAUAAUGCAGGUAUAUGUAAAGUGAAAUGGGAGAGUUCUGGAGGAUUAACUGGCGGAUGUUAUGAAUACAUCGAUGUAAUCAGAUCUGAUACUGGUAAACGUUAUAUUGUGGAUCUGGAUUUCGUUGGUGAAUUUGAAAUUGCGCGGCCGACGCAGAACUAUUCGAGGAUUUUGCGAUUGUUGCCGAUUGUUUUUGUAGGUAGAGUUGAGGAAUUGAAGAUGAUUAUUCAUGCUAUGAGUAAUGCGGCGAGACGAUCGUUGAAGAAGAGAGAAUUGAGUAUUCCGCCAUGGAGGAAGAAUCGGUAUAUGCAGAAUAAAUGGUUUGGUCCGUACCGCCGGACUUCUAAUGUAAUUCCGGCGACGGCGACGGCGACUUUGAAUCCGGCGUUUACGGCGAAAUGUUUUUGUGUGGGGUUUGAUGCUGUUAAUGACGGAACUAGUAGAUAUUCCGUUAAAUAAUAUAUGUUUUUUUAUUUUACUUUUUAUUUUGUUUAA